Molecule: messenger RNA, 369 nt
Organism: Cercopithifilaria johnstoni
Lineage: Eukaryota; Metazoa; Nematoda; Chromadorea; Rhabditida; Onchocercidae
Source: the annotation of a GenBank genome assembly
AUGAAAAGUGAGCUAAUUCCAUCAUUCACGUUACUAUGUGUAUUUUCGAUGCUCGUCAUGUUAGUGUUAUCGGAUUUGCCGCAGGAAACUCUUCCGGUUAAUGGGAGCAACCCAGAUAAUAACAUUUCGGACAAUAGUAGUUCGAAUGGUAGCAGUUCGGACGAUGAUAGUUCGGAUGAUAGCAGUUCGGACGAUAGUAGUGGCACCAUUUAUAUGCGCAACGUUUCAAGCAAUAACUUAUUGUAUCAUAGAAUUGUGGAUCAAAUUAUGGAAAACUUGUCGGAUGUUAACUAUUGGUACAAUCGUUGGUAUGCUGGGGAGAAUUCAGAUGAUAAUAUUUCGGACAAUGAUGCAUUUGUAGAACGAUAG